Messenger RNA from Amborella trichopoda, 1217 nucleotides. RefSeq lists its product as uncharacterized. Gene Ontology annotation, biological process: response to abscisic acid; response to water deprivation; cold acclimation. Gene Ontology annotation, cellular component: cytosol; membrane. The record is from RefSeq and is a predicted model, not a curated record. Lineage: Eukaryota; Viridiplantae; Streptophyta; Magnoliopsida; Amborellales; Amborellaceae.
GGCGUCUAUAAAAGGUUAUUGCUUGCCAUUACAACUUCCAUCCAUUUCGGUCCCCACUCUUUACUCUACUCUACUCUCUCUCUCACUUAAUUGUCUCCUGUUCAUCUUCUCUGACCUUACUGUCAUUUUUGCUGUUUCUCUCUCUACCAUCUGUGAUUUGUUUCUCUCUACCUUUGCUCUCUCUCACUACUUCCUGUUUGCUGAAAUGGCCGAUGAACACACCACAAGCGUCGUCCCCGAGAGCGGAGAUGGCCGUGUGGAGGUCCAUGAGCGAGGGCUCUUUGGGCACCAUCACCCUGAAACCCCUGAACAGAAGCAAGAAGAGGCCUUAGCUUCGAAGUUUGAAGAGGUCUACGUUUCUGAAGAGAAAAAGGAGGAGAAAGAGAAAGAUGAGGAGAAGAAGGGUAGCCUACUCGAGAAGCUCCACCGCUCGGGCAGCUCGAGCUCCAGCUCUUCAAGCGAUGAAGAAGAGGCGGAAGAAUGGAAAAAAAAGAAGAAAGAGAGGAAGGGAUUGAAGGAGAAGAUUAAGGAGAAGCUGUCAGGUGGAUCAGAGGCAGUUAAAGAGAAAGCAGGAGAGGGAGCACCACACUGUGCGGGGGCGGAGCACGCGCACGAGAAGGAGAAGAAGGGAUUGCCCGAGAAGAUCAAGGAGAAACUUCACGGUGGCGGAGGAUACGGUGCUCCGCAGCACCCUGUCGAAGCUCCAGAGAGUGCUCCGCAGACCAGUGCUCCACACCCUGAAGGGCAGAGCCAUGAAGAAAAGAAGGGCUUCUUGGAGAAGAUCAAAGAGAAGUUCUCUGGCUACCACCCUAACAGUGGAGAAGAGACUACUCCCUCUCACUAAACGAAAUCAUUCUACAAGUUUUGCAUGUGAAGAAGAAGAAGAAGGUUUCUUUUGUAUUUGAUGCUAUUUUGUUUAUUAUUGUAUCUUGCUUUGUUUUGAGGGCUUUAUAUUCCCUUCUGCUUUGAUGCCCCUCUAUUUUUGAGCUUCCUCUAUGGGGUUUUGCUGUGUUGUUUUGGUAUUUGGUUGUUGAUAAGUUGAUUUAAAAAGUUGAUGUAUAAUUUGUUUUGGUCUGGUGGUGGAUAUGUUUUUUAGGGUAAUGGUCUAGUGAGACGCUCGGACCCUCUUGGGACUAUUUUUCAAGGAUCACUUUUAAUUUUGUUAUAUAUCUCUAAAACAAAAACAAAAUCAAGAUAUGUACGUGAUUAUUUUAUUU